Elephantulus edwardii (Cape elephant shrew) is the source of this 843-nucleotide messenger RNA. It is a transcript of the gene DCDC1, whose product is annotated as doublecortin domain containing 1. NCBI's taxonomy places the organism in Eukaryota, Metazoa, Chordata, Mammalia, Macroscelidea, Macroscelididae. Gene Ontology annotation, biological process: intracellular signal transduction; regulation of mitotic cytokinesis. Gene Ontology annotation, molecular function: microtubule binding. The record is from RefSeq and is a predicted model, not a curated record.
AUGCCCACAAUAUUGACUGACAUCAUUAAUUGUUCUCUUUCAUGCUUUGUUUCUUUCGGGGAAUUUAUGUCAUCCUAGGCAAAAGCAGUUAUUAAAACUACUGAAGAUUGUUUACAGCCUCUGUUUGGUAUCAGUCGACUUUUGCAUUCAGUAGUGGUGUCACAAGGGUCAGGACUUCAAGAUUGCUCCACACAUCAAACAGUUUCAGAUCACAGGCAUGAUGAAAUAUCAGCCCUAUAUGGCAACAAAUCAAACAGUAAAAACAAUUCUUGCCUUAUAUCAGCAUCCAAGAGAGACAGACCUGUCUGUGCUCCAGUGGGUCAACUGAGUGUUGUCUUCUUUACAAUUUCACCCUAUUGGAGCUGGUAUAAAAUGUCUCAAAGACUCAAACUUCAACCAAGAUUGAUUAGAGUAACAGCUUACAAAAAUGGAUCCAGAACAGUCUUUGCCAAAGUUAUUGCACCAACCAUCACCUUGUUGCUGGAGGAGUGUACAGAAAAGCUGAAUCUGAACAUGGCCGCACGACGAGUGUUCUUGGCAGACGGCACUGAAGCCCUCAGACCUAAAGAUAUACCCCAUGAAGCUGACAUUUAUGUUUCAACUGGAGAGCCCUUUAUAGAUCCAUUCAAAAAAAUGGAAGACCAUCUGUUGUUAAUGAAGAAAGUAACUUGGACAAUGAAUGGACUGAUGCUCCCUACUGAUGUCAAAAGAAAGAAAACCAAGCCUGUUCUUUCUAUUAGAAUGAAGAAACUUAUUGAGAAGAAGAUUUCAGUCCGAAUUCUAUUUUUGAGAAUGGUAUGGGGCAAGAUGGGCAUGAAAUUACAGUGGAAAAGGAAACUGUAG